AUGGUCGCAGUAGACUCUAAGGAAAUCUCAAUUUGGGCAAAUAUACUGCAAAGAAUUGAAAUAUUUUUAUGGGUGCUAAAUCAAGCUUGCAUUGGCUUUGUAACAAUCUAUAUGUUUUGGGCAUGCAUUUCCAGAGGUAUGGGUACCAUGCAACUGCAUGCCUUUCUUGUGACCCUCGGGUUCUCCCUGCUAAUGGCCGAAGGUAUAAUGUGUCAUUAUAGUAUUAAUCCUCUGACAAAUGGUUUUCGGCGCAAAAGUAAAACCACAAUACACUGGAUACUACUCACUCUGGGCGGUGGUUGUGGCGUAGCGGGUUGUCUUAUUAUGAUAGUUAUAGUGAAAUUUAAAAUGGAUCAAACACAUAAUCGAUUGGGUUUCGCGGCCUUCAUAUUAUGCUUAAUUAGCAUGCUCUCCGGCUUACUUGCUUUGUUCUCAAAAAAUCUUCGACGCAUACUAAGUCCCCUGUUCAAUAAAGGAUUCCAUAAUUUGGUUGGUUUUGGUACAUUUGUAACGGCUCUGGUUGCACAAUUCUACGGUUAUGAAUUCUUUCAUCACAGUCUAAGCUGGUCGUUUAUAAACGUUUUACAAGUGGUGACUCUUGUGUCGCUAGUGCUCACCUCUAUUGGUCCGCUUAAGGCACUUUAUCAGAAAAUCUCUAGUUAUUUUGAGUGAUAUAAGUAUAUAUGUGUGUAUGUUUAAUGUUGUAAUUAACAAGUAUUUAAUUUUAAAUGUAAAAACGCUAAGCGGUUUGAAUUAAGUAUUUAUAUAUAUAUUUAUAAAACAUUUAAAAACUGUAAUUCGUAAGUAGGCGACUUUUGGUAAACAAUUAGAUUAGAUUAUCGACAUUUUUACAAGAAAACCUUGAAAUUUGUCAAAAUGUGUUAUAUAUUUACAUAUAUGCCAUAAGUAAAGAGGAAUCGAAAUAUAACAACUUCUUUGCAUAAUUGAAAUCAGGGCACAUGUGGGUACAGGUUAGUAUAUGACACCGUCAUUUUUAAUAAAUUUUCAAUUUUAACUAAAAUGAUGAAUAAGUAUUUAAAAAAAUUUUUGGCCUCAAUCGCCUUGUGACAUUGCUCUCCAAUCAUUGAUGUACGAGAGUAUUAUCAUUAUAGAAAGUUUCCAUUAUAAAUAUUAUUAAGUACUCAUAUGCACACACAUAUACUAGCAGACCCGCAAGCACGUUACUUUUGGUUAAUAAUAAUAAAGAAAGAUUAUGUGAGUAUGGGCAGGGAAUGUCAAGCUCUUCGAAUGUACUUCUAAUACCACAAAGUGUAGAAGGAGCUCGUACGAAAGUCGCUACAGCUGAUAAAACAGCAAAUUUAUAUAUUAUAUUUAUGUAAAGCCCAAGUUCCUCUAAAAAAAAUUCAAUAAAACGAAAUUUUUUCCUGUAAAUAUAGAAUUAGUCCCGAAGGUCCGCUAGUCCAGGUAUAGAAGAAGAGAGGAACCUGGCCUCUAAGGAGCGCAUAUAGGAGAUAGAUAUGUGAUUUGUGCUACUUAAAGUGCUUCACGAAAAUGCGAAUAUGAAUUCCUCGAAGUAAACCUUAUUUCACUACUCUAACUCACACCUUAACCCCCAUUCAGUACGCAAUUUGACAGUUUCCGGUUUCACUUGUUUGUUCCAUUUAAAAACGCAUAGAAAAUGAAAGAUAUGAGUAGAAGUUAACAAAAUCUUGAAUUGAAUUGGAUAUGUAAUGACAGUUCCUUUAAUAAUUUCUCAUUUUUUCUUCUUGAAUAUACGGAUAUUAGUUUCAAAUAAAUGUUUGUGUGUUAGUGUCUUCUUUUAUGAUCUCCUCUCUUUUGUUUUGAUUUGUCAGCCGGUUUCGAUAAAAAGUAGAAAAGGCAUCGAUUUAGUCGUAAUUCGCAUGGCAAUUGAAAACGUAUUACCUACUUUUACCGUAAUUCGCUCACUUAAAUUUGUAUGGCGAAUUAAAUAAUUACGCUUUUGCGCCGUAUAGUAGGACGGGCAUGAUGGGCUACAUGAAGAGUUUGGUUUUCGUUCGCCGAGAGAGGACUUUACUUUUCAAGUGCCUACUCAGUCUAG
Messenger RNA from Ceratitis capitata (Mediterranean fruit fly), 2041 nucleotides. RefSeq lists its product as uncharacterized. The transcript is spliced from 3 exons. Gene Ontology annotation, molecular function: transmembrane monodehydroascorbate reductase activity. The coding region runs from base 1 to 672 and encodes 223 amino acids. Lineage: Eukaryota; Metazoa; Arthropoda; Insecta; Diptera; Tephritidae. The record is from RefSeq and is a predicted model, not a curated record.